Messenger RNA from Acanthosepion pharaonis, 843 nucleotides. The record is from the annotation of a GenBank genome assembly. Lineage: Eukaryota; Metazoa; Mollusca; Cephalopoda; Sepiida; Sepiidae.
AUGUUAAAAAUCAUUGGUCAUUUCUUAUCACGUGAUCACGUGCCUGUUUACCAUCAAGAAAAACUGAACCACUUGAUGCACCCAAUUUCUUUUUAUCUGAAAAGUAAUAAAAAUAAGACAUCCGGCCCAGCCGCCUUUGGUCGAUUGUUGCGCGCGCGCUACAAUUGGUAUUUUGACAAUUGGCGCGAUCUAUCUAUCUACCUAUCUAUCUAUCUAUCUAUCUCAUCUGUUCCUAUCUAUCUAUCACAGUCUGUUUCUUUUUAUCUAUCUAUCUAUGGCAGUCUGUUCCUAUCUAUCUAUCUAUCUAUCUAUCUAUUUAUCUCAGUCUUUUCCUAUCUAUCUAUCUAUCUAUCUAUCUAUCUAUCUAUCUAUCUAUCUAUCUAUCUAUCUAUCUAUCUAUCUCAGUCUUUUCCUAUCUAUCUAUCUAUUUAUCUCAGUCUUUUCCUAUCUAUCUAUCUAUCUAUCUAUCUAUCUAUCUAUCUAUCUAUCUAUCUAUCUAUCGCAGUCUGUUCAUAUCUAUCUAUCUAUCUAUCUAUCUAUCUAUCUAUCAAACCUAAUCGAUUCUAUCGCAGUCUAUUCAUAUCUAUCUCAGUUUGUUCAUUAUAUCUUUUCUCUCUCUCUCUCCUCUCCUUAUCUCUCUCUCUCUUUCUUUCACUCACUCACUCUCUCAUCUAUCUUAUCUGUCCAUCUAUCUCUCCCUGCUCAUAUCUGGCUUCCUUGUCGAUCUGCUUGUCUUUUUUUCUUUCUUUUUUCUUUUCAGUUUCUUUUUCUUCUCUUCGUUAUUCUUUUCAUCAAUUUUUCUUUGUCUUUCUUUCUUUCUUCGGUAUGAGGCCGACAUCUUAA